Molecule: messenger RNA, 1473 nt
Organism: Drechmeria coniospora
Lineage: Eukaryota; Fungi; Ascomycota; Sordariomycetes; Hypocreales; Ophiocordycipitaceae
Product: putative xylitol dehydrogenase
Exons: 4
Coding region: 1-1473 (490 amino acids)
Biological process (GO): D-sorbitol catabolic process
Molecular function (GO): L-iditol 2-dehydrogenase (NAD+) activity; zinc ion binding
Source: RefSeq, a predicted model, not a curated record
AUGACAAUAGGCAGUUGGUACUGUACAUGGGAGCUUCGCUGUGCUCGUCAUGCCUAUAGUACGCUUGACCCUGACGCUACGGCCGACGACCUCGACCGCCCCCUCAUCACUCGCCACCCAUCAUCCAGCAUCGACAUCUACCCAUCAUCCAUCGUCCACCCAUCCACAUCCAUCCAACCAUCAUCCAUCCAACCAUCAUCCAUCUUCCCCCAUCCGCCAUCUACCGUCCACCGUCCACCGUCGUCGUUUUCGUCGUCCGUCACCCGCCCCUCAGCCUCGAGCCUCCCUCCGAGCACCUGGAGCUCUCGUCUCGUCGAGCGGAAGCGGACACCAUGGCGACUCAGCCGUCGGCCGACGAGGGCGUCGACCUCAGCGUGCGUGGAAGCUGCCCCCCUCCGCCGCGCCGCGCCGACGUCUGACGGGCAAAAGAACCUCUCCUUUGUCCUCGACGAGCCGCUGCGCGUGUCCUUUGCGGACCGGCCCCGACCGAGGCUCGAGUCCCCACACGACGUCCUCGUCGCCGUCGCCUACACGGGCAUCUGCGGCUCCGACGUCCACUACUGGCGGCACGGCGCCAUCGGCCACUUCGUCGUCGAGAAGCCCAUGGUCCUCGGCCACGAGUCGGCCGGCGUCGUCGUCGAGACGGGCGCCGCCGUCACGAGCCUCCGCCGGGGAGACCGCGUCGCCCUCGAGCCGGGCCAUCCGUGCCGCCGCUGCUCCGACUGCCGUGCGGGCCGCUACAACCUCUGCCCGGGCAUGGUCUUCGCCGCCACGCCCCCCCACGACGGCACCCUCACCGGCCUGUGGGCCUCGCCCGCUGACUUUUGCUACCCGCUGCCCGCCAACGUCUCGCUGCGGGAGGGCGCCCUCGUCGAGCCGCUGGCCGUCGCCGUGCACAUGGUGAAGCAGGCCGCCGUCCGCCCGGGCCAGUCCCUCGUCGUCAUGGGCGCCGGCCCCGUCGUCAGCGUCGACAUUGACCCCUCGAGGCUCGACUUCGCCGCCGACUUCGCCGCCACCCACACCUACCUCUCCGAACCGCGAGCGCCCGAGGCCAACGCCGAGGCCAUCCGCGACCGAGCCGGCCUGCCCCGGGGCGCCGACGCCGUCAUCGACGCGAGCGGCGCCGAGCAGUCGAUCCAGGUUGGCCAGCACGUCGUCCGCCCCGGCGGCACCUACAUCCAGGGCGGCAUGGGCAAGUCGGACGUCACCUUUCCCAUCAUGGCCAUGUGCCUGAAGGAGGUGACGGUCAAGGGAUCCUUUCGGUACGGGCCCGGCGACUACGACCUUGCCGUCGAGCUCAUUGCCGCCGGCCAGGUCGACGUCAAGUCCCUCAUCUCGGACGUUGUGCCCUUUACGCGCGCCGAGGACGCCUUCGAGAGGGUCAAGGCCGGCGGCGUCAUCAAGCUUCUCAUAGCCGGGCCCAACGCCGACGCGCCCAUCUUCGCCGAGGACCUCGGAGACGGCGCCCGUUGA